Molecule: messenger RNA, 1128 nt
Organism: Pogona vitticeps (central bearded dragon)
Lineage: Eukaryota; Metazoa; Chordata; Lepidosauria; Squamata; Agamidae
Source: RefSeq, a predicted model, not a curated record
UCAUCAAGUUCUCCAUUUCCAUCUGUGCCAGAUUAAAACUGUAUCCCCGGAUGCUGAGGAAUGUGUCUGUCCUCGAUCUGUCGACUUCCGUCUUGGGACAGAGAGUCAGCAUGCCAAUAUGCGUUGCGGCAACGGCCAUGCAGUGCAUGGCUCAUGCAGAUGGGGAAAUUGCUACAGCCAGAGCUUGCAGAUCAAUGGGGACUGGAAUGAUGCUGAGCUCAUGGGCCACAUCAUCCAUUGAAGAAGUUGCCGUGGCAGCUCCAGAAGGCACUCGAUGGCUCCAGCUCUAUAUUUAUAAGGAUCGUGAGGUCACCAAGUCCUUGGUGCAGCGUGCAGAGAAAGCAGGAUAUAAAGGCAUCUUUGUGACCGUGGACACACCCUUUCUUGGGAAGCGCUUUGAUGACAUCCGCAACAGGUUUCAGCUUCCUCCGCAUCUCAGGAUGAAAAAUUUCGAAACAAACGAUCUGGCCUUUUCGUCUGAGAAAGGAUACGGUGAAGACAGUGGCCUGUCUGUUUAUGUGGCAGAAGCCAUUGAUCCAUCAAUCAACUGGGAGGAUCUGGACUGGCUCAGAGGACUGACAUCCCUGCCUAUUGUUGCUAAAGGCAUUCUCAGAGGUGAUGAUGCGAAAGAAGCAGUGAAGCGUGGUGUAAAUGGAAUCCUGGUGUCAAAUCAUGGUGCACGCCAGUUGGAUGGGGUUCCAGCCACUAUUGAGGUCCUGCCGGAAAUAAUAGAAGCUGUGGAAGGCAAAGUUGAGGUGUUCCUGGAUGGUGGAGUCAGAAAAGGCACCGAUGUUCUCAAGGCUCUUGCCUUCGGAGCCAGAGCCGUUUUUAUUGGGAGGCCUGUAAUCUGGGGACUUGCCUAUCAGGGUGAAGAAGGUGUGAAAGAAGUUCUCCAGAUAUUGAAGGAAGAGUUCCGGUUAGCAAUGGCACUCUCUGGUUGUCAGAAUGUGAAUGCAAUAGACAGGACAUUGGUCCGGAGAAAUCAGUGGUUUGCCUCCAAGAUGUAACUGACUUUUUUUUACCUUGGAUGAAACUGUAAUCUUGGAUGUGUAAAUUAUUUUUCCUUCUCUCACCAAGAAAUGGGAAUUGCAAAGUGAAAUUAAAUUUUCAGUGCACAUUUCAGCUGGA